UGUCACGGAGUUACGAUCUACUGGCCAGUUAGAGAGCCUUCAUUUGUGGAGACUUUCCCAGUUGGUCGUGCAUCUGAUGGCCCAGGCACACUUCCUUUUGAUAUCGACACUCGUGGUGCUAUUUCUUGUGCUUAUUCAAAAUACUGUGAACGGAAUGCAACACCGGGAUCCCUUUGCACAGAAUGCGUUGGCAUAGUCUCAUUCCUUGAACAUCUUGUCUUAGUCACACGGGAUAUCAAACUAUGCACUCACUGCCGUUAUCGAAACCAUUUUGACAUGGUUCAAGUAGUGCGUCAGUGUGCUGAAGAUGUCAACCGCUUGAAGCUCCAGGUUUGUCUUCAUGAACGUGUCACCCAUGUCCUCACACGCUUGGAUGACUACCAGUCAUUAAUCAUUGCAUUGUCUGAAAAUGACAUUCCUCGCAUAAAGCACAUCCUA
Molecule: messenger RNA, 438 nt
Organism: Suillus fuscotomentosus
Lineage: Eukaryota; Fungi; Basidiomycota; Agaricomycetes; Boletales; Suillaceae
Exons: 2
Source: RefSeq, a predicted model, not a curated record